CCCCGCUCUGCCCGCCCCGUCGGCGAGGCGGGCGCUGGCGGUGGGGGCUGCCGGGGCGCCGGGGGCGGCGGGCACCGGGCGCGGGCACAGCUGCGGGCAUCAGCGACGCCGGUGUCGUCGCCGCCGCUGCUGCUGCUGUCGCCGCCGCCACAGCUACCACCGUGCGGAUCCGCGCGUUGUGCCGGAGCUUCUUUCGUCGUUUUACUUUCGCGGCCCGGAGCAGGGACAUUAUGCCGAAGAGAAAGUCUCCAGAGGGUGCUGAAGGCAAGGAUGCAGCAAAAGUAACUAAACAAGAGCCCACAAGACGAUCAGCAAGAUUGUCAGCUAAACCUGCUCCGCCAAAACCUGAGCCCAAACCAAGGAAAACCACAAAGAAGGAACCUGGGACAAAGGCCAACAAAGGUGCUAAAGGGAAGAAGGAUGAAAAGCAAGAAGCUGCAAAGGAAGGUACUACACCAUCUGAAAAUGGUGAAAAUAAAGCUGAAGAGGCUCAGAAAACUGAAUCUGUAGGUGACAAGAAUGAAUGAAAUGUCACGAGAACAAAACACAAAAAA
Messenger RNA from Dryobates pubescens (Downy woodpecker), 554 nucleotides. RefSeq names its product high mobility group nucleosomal binding domain 3 (gene HMGN3). Gene Ontology annotation, cellular component: nucleus; chromatin. The coding region runs from base 231 to 527 and encodes 98 amino acids. Lineage: Eukaryota; Metazoa; Chordata; Aves; Piciformes; Picidae. Gene Ontology annotation, molecular function: nucleosomal DNA binding. Gene Ontology annotation, biological process: chromatin organization. The record is from RefSeq and is a predicted model, not a curated record. The transcript has 6 exons.